AUGGCUUCCCUUAUAUUCAUGGCUUACGACUUGAUCAUGUUGUUUAACAUUGUUCUUUCACGAGGUGGGAAGGGGAGGAAGAGUUGGGCAGCUGCUUGUAAUGGAGGCGUUGUCAGCAGCCAAGUCCUCUGCCUCGCUGGGCAGCCCCCGGCCCCCCUGAACCGCCCCAACCCGCCCAUGAUGACCAUGGUGAUGGAGGCGGUGAAGACCCUGGAUGAGCACAAGGGGGUCUCUGUCGUGGCCAUAAAGCGCUACAUCCUGAGCAGCUACCCCGGGGUGGACCCCAUCCGCCUGAAGUACGGCCUGAAGAUGGCCCUGGCCAGAGGCCUGAAAAGGGGCUGCCUCAUCCGGCCACAAAACUCUUCCGCACUGGGGGCCACAGGGAGAUUCAAGCUGGGCACAGAGGAAGCCAAGGGAAAGAAGAGCCAGGAGAAGCAUUCGGAUUCGGAUGGAAAAACAGCGCCCACACUGAAGAAAGCAGCCAAGAAUCCCAAGGCAAAGGUUCCUGUGGAGAAACCAAGGCUGGGAGCAAUCGCAGAAGGGGAGAAGGAGGAGGCGGCUUCCAGCAAGAGUACCAAGGCGAAAGCUAGCAAGCAUCCAGGCAAACCUCCAGCGAAGCCCAAGGCUAGGAAGUCCCCCGGGGGGGAGAAAGAGGCCCAAAUCCUCAAGAAACAGAGCUCUUCCAAGGCCUUCCUGGCAAACACACCCGGUGCCCGCCAGAAAGCUGUGUCUAAAGAAAGCAAGAUGAGGGGCCCCCCAGGCAGAGGCCAAGGCGCCUGCAGCAGCCAAGAAAACCAAAGAGGCAAAGGGAGAGAAAGCCAAGGGGCGCAAAGAGGCACAAACAGAGUUCAGGGGCACAUCUUCAGCUAG
Molecule: messenger RNA, 870 nt
Organism: Podarcis raffonei (Aeolian wall lizard)
Lineage: Eukaryota; Metazoa; Chordata; Lepidosauria; Squamata; Lacertidae
Product: sperm-specific protein PHI-2B/PHI-3-like
Exons: 2
Coding region: 1-870 (289 amino acids)
Biological process (GO): nucleosome assembly
Cellular component (GO): nucleosome
Molecular function (GO): DNA binding
Source: RefSeq, a predicted model, not a curated record